Messenger RNA from Chlamydomonas reinhardtii, 2597 nucleotides. RefSeq lists its product as uncharacterized. Gene Ontology annotation, biological process: proteasome-mediated ubiquitin-dependent protein catabolic process. NCBI's taxonomy places the organism in Eukaryota, Viridiplantae, Chlorophyta, Chlorophyceae, Chlamydomonadales, Chlamydomonadaceae. The record is from RefSeq and is a predicted model, not a curated record. Gene Ontology annotation, molecular function: ubiquitin binding. The transcript is spliced from 5 exons. The coding region runs from base 203 to 2257 and encodes 684 amino acids.
UUAAUUCCUGCUUCACGUAUUAUUACAGACAGUUAGACUGCAAGCGUGAACCAAGCCUGCGACGCCAAUCAGCUGCGAAAGUGCCCUUAGUGGAUGGUGACAACGCGAGGGCUUGGCGUUAAAUUAUGCGGAUAAAUCACAGUUAGCUCUGAUAAUUCAAAGUCGGCGAUAGGGGAGAAAGGGCUGUUUCGGGGUCGGUCCCAUGGCAGAACAGCUCUAUCGUAAAUCGAGGAUACAGGGCGCCGUGCCGUCCAGCAAUGUGGAUGACUUGGUCUCCAAGAACGUGCUGGCGCAGCUGCGGCGAGACCCGCCCCCACGCCCGCUGCCGGCGGUGCACGACCCUGGGAAAGCCGGUGGAAGGCCUGCCGGCGGGGGCGGCGGGGGCUCAGGUGGGGGUGGACGCGGGGACCCAGUGGAGGCGUCUGACCUCAUCUCGUCCAUGGCUAAGCGCCUUGCUGCGCUGGAGCGGGAAAUGAAGGAGCGGCAGGUUGCGUUGCAGGCGGUGCAGGCGGACAACGCGGCGCUGAAGGGCAAGCUCAAGGUGGCUGAGGAGGAGAUCGCCAAGCGUGCGUUGGCGGCGCUGGAGCCGCCGCGCGACGACUCGCCGGCGGUGAUGCACCUGCGCUCAGAAAAUGCACGGCUGCGGGCGCAGCUCAAGUACGCAUGGAAACAGGUGGCGGAGAUGAAGGGCUUCCUGAACGACUAUGGCAUGGUCUGGGUGGGCGAGCCGGAGGCGGAGGCGGAGCUGGCAGCACACGGGUACGGCCCCACAGGUGCCGCCACAGGCGGGGCCGGAGCUGGGCCAUCCUCGGGAGGGGGGCAUCUACAGCCGCUGUCAGCUGAGCCGUCAGACGCGGGGGCGCCGCGGCGGCGCAGCCAUUCGGGGGCAAGUGCAGGGCCGCUGUCGGCAGGGGCGGGGGGCCCAACACCAGUGGGGCCUGGCGUAGGGAGAAUGCUUGGCGGCGGCAGCCGGAGCCACGGGCCUGGGCAAGCGGGCGGACUGUCCUCAGCGGCAGCAGCGGCACUCAGCCGCGCAGGCGGGGGUCAUGCAGCCGGUGAGGAGGCCGCGGCUGCCGGCCCCUCCUCCGCAUCCGCGGCCGCCGUACCUGCUGCGCCCGCCGCCGCGCUCGCCAAGCGCUCCUCCAGCUUCACAGGCAACUGGGCAGCCACAGCCCACGCCGGUCAUGCCGGCCAGCCCGCGCCGCUUGCUGGGCCAGGCCCGGGGCCGACCUCCUCCGCCAGCAGCAACUCACCCAAGGGGGCGCCGCCCGCCGGCGGCGGCGGCGCGGGCCCAGGGCCGUCGCGGCCGCCGCUGCCCGUCUCGCUGUCGGCCCUGCAGGGCAAAGUAGACGAGCUGAACGACCUAGCGGGCGACGGCUGCGGCCAGAUCGUCAAGGACGGCGCGGGGCAGCACGUGCUGGCCACGCGCGACCCCGUGAACCUGGUCAUCUACCGCGACGGCCUGCAGAUCCACGUGCUGCCCGCCAAGCCCUUCAACGACCCCGCCUCCGCCAACGUCAUCCGCGACAUCAUGGACGGCUACUUCCCCUACGUGCUGAAGCGCGACUUCCCUGACGGCGUGCCGCUGCGCGUGGUGGACCGCACGCACGACAGCAUCGACAGCAGCCCCAGCCGCCGGCCGGGGCCCAGCGGCGGCGCCGCCGGCGCAGGUGGCGGCGCCGCCCCGCGUGCCGGCGCCGGCGGAAACGUUCGCACAUGGGACGACAUUGACGUGGCGGGCGGGGCGGCAGGCGGGCCGACGCCGGAAUCCCGGGACAAGUUCCUCAGCCGGCUGCCGCAGGCGGUGAUCAAGAACGGCAAGGUGAUUGAAAUCCGGUCCGACAUCAGCAAGAUGAUGGGCGGGCCGGGAUCUGGAUCCGGGCACGAGGCCGGCAAGGGUGACGUGGCGCUGGUGUCCACUCCCGUGGACGCGCUGCUGUCCACGAUGCAACGCAACCACGUGGGGCCCUCGCUGCCGCCGCCCAGCCGCGACGGCUUGCCGCCAGCGACCGAGGUCACGACGCUGCAGGUCAAAAGCAUGGACGGCAAGCAGACCUUCAUCCUCAAGUUCCGAUACGAUGACACCAUCGGCGCACUGCGGACCGCGCUGAACGCGCACCACACGAAAUCUGGGCACGCGGGUAUGGCCUAUGAAAUUCGGUCCGCCUUCCCUGCCCGCGCCUACGCGGAUGAGGCUGAGACGCUGCGCGCAGCCGGACUCAUUCCGAAUGGGACGCUCUUCCUCCGUCCGGUGUGAGCGGGCUGGAUGGCUGUUUCGUGCCUGGUAGACGUACCGAACUGGCAGCGGAUGGUAGCUUAGGGAUUGAAGUCUCGUUUUGCGACCUGACAUGCGCAGGGGUUUUGCAACCUGACAUGCGCAUGUGUGGCACUGAGUCGACCUGUUUUAGAAAGCGCGGCAACGUUUCCGAAUUGCAAGUACUUAACUGCCUGUUUUUACCGUGCUUGUCGGCUUGGACUCCACAGCACCUGAGUGAUCUGACUUGUUGCUUUUGAGGCGCGCUGGCAUCACCCCUGAUCAACCUGUACACCUUCCAAUGCUAUUCAAGACCCGCGCAUGACCGUGCAAUACGGUACAC